Caenorhabditis remanei is the source of this 1230-nucleotide messenger RNA. RefSeq lists its product as uncharacterized. The record is from RefSeq and is a predicted model, not a curated record. The transcript is spliced from 4 exons. Lineage: Eukaryota; Metazoa; Nematoda; Chromadorea; Rhabditida; Rhabditidae. Bases 1 to 1230 code for a protein of 409 amino acids.
AUGCCCGAGAACAAUUCUUACGAUGAUUUUGGCAAGCAUCUCGGAACUCUCGUGUCGCAGCCAUUUGUGACGUCCAUAUCUCGAAGAUGUCUUGCUCGAGAUUUCCACAAUCAAAAAGGACUCAAUUUAACGGAUAGUGUAUAUCAUCGGAACUCGAAGCUGGAAAAGGCUAUUCUCAAAACGACGUUUGACAAUGAGACAAAAGCGAAGAUGUUCUUCAUUGCUCGGAACCAUUCGAAGAGACGUGAGCCACUGUCUGGAGGAGAUGCUCGGAUUUCAAAACCAACAACUUCGAUGAGACAAAAGCGUGGACGAGGUCGCCCUCCAAAGAAGACUCGACGUGCUCGAAAUGGUAACUCCACGCAGACUCUGUCUCCACUCUAUCACUUGUCGGUCCGGAAUUUCUUGAUCAACACUGCUAAUACCACAAAGAAACCCAUAAGCAAGACGAUUUUAUAUGAAAACUUCAGUCGCUUAGAUGAUUCGAAGAGUAAAGAAGUCUUUAAUAUGGUAUCCAAGUCAGUCGUGCAAACGAUUUUGGAGUCUGAUGAAGACAUUGUAAUGAAAGCAAAACUGUGUUUCAUGAGUGGAGAAAAAAUCAGUGAAUCACUGGAAACUCAAUUGAAACAACAUGGGGAUCUUCAGUUGAACGACGAGCGUCAAGUCAUGCAAUUCCUUUCGGGAGAUGGAAUAGUCGUUUUUGAAGUCAACAUGGAAAAUCGCAGAAGACGCAAUACAGAAGAAAAUGAACCAAUGGAAGAAGAUGAAAAUGCUGGAGAUUUGAAUGAUACAAAUGAUAACGGUAUGCCAGUUGGAAUCAAUUUCGAUGUGCAAGAUAUCGAACAAAAUGCUGAGAUGAUGAGAGAUAACGAUUUUGUACCGCCAGGCAGAUGUGUCAAAAUUGAAGUUCCGAGUGAUUCGGAAGAAGGAAAUGACUGGGCAGAUCGGACACAGAAUCGAAUCGGUCAACGAAUGAAAACAGCUGAAGAAAGAGCCAACACUGCUUCGAAUCCCUCAACGUCAACUGGUCUUAGAGAGCCGAAAGUGGAGGAUCCGACUACGACUGCUCUUAAAGUGCCAAAAGUGGAAGAUUCAGAUUCGACUGGUCUUAGAGCGCCGAAAGUGGGAGAUUCUGAAGAUGCAGUGGCGGCAAAGAAUGAUUUGGAGAAAAAGUCAACUCCAAGCAUUUCAACCACUGGCUUGAAGGUCCCAAAGAUUGAAGAGCCGUGA